This is a messenger RNA of Exophiala viscosa, 1290 nucleotides long. RefSeq lists its product as uncharacterized. The record is from RefSeq and is a predicted model, not a curated record. The transcript has a single exon. The coding region runs from base 1 to 1290 and encodes 429 amino acids. Lineage: Eukaryota; Fungi; Ascomycota; Eurotiomycetes; Chaetothyriales; Herpotrichiellaceae.
AUGUCGACCACACCUUAUUACGACGAGAAAGCUCCUUUGGUGCUGGAGCAGGAACUCCCUGCGCCUGUGCCAGUCACCAUCCGCCACAAGCGUCCCAAUGUCUUCCUUCGCCUCAUCAAAUUUACCAUUGCCUUCUUCGGUACUCUCCUCGUCCUCGAUCUCUUCAUGCAUGGCCCGGCUGCCAGAGGUAUCUCUCGAGGAUGCCACGGCAUGAGACCACACCAUGGACACCACGGAAAACACGGUCACGAUGGUGGUGAUGGCCAUCAGCACCCCUUCCCUCCCAUCGACAACUGGAAGCCCUUCGAGGGAACCACCCACUUCGAAUUCGACCCCAAGGUCGCCUCUUCCUUCAGCGUUCGAGGUGCAAAGUCCUUCGGCAAAGUCGUCUUCGAGACAUCCAAGCUUUCGGACAAAGUCGUCAUUGACCUCGACAUCAAGACAAACAAGGUUGACAAGGACCAUGAAGUCGUGGUGAAGGAGGAAGCCGGUGGUCUUACCAUCAGCACCCCCAACACCGGCCACCUGAAGAUUCAUACUGCGGCCAGAAUUCAGAUCCCAUCAAACAUCAUUGGUACCUUCGGCAUCCCAAGCUUCGAAGUCGAUGUUCCACGCUUCAUGGUCGACUACAGCGAACUGCCAGAGUCUCUUGAGAUUGGUGCUUUCACCGUCAGAGUUGCUAAAGGCUUUGUCAAGCCUGGUCUCGUCCACACCAACACCACCACUAUUUCAAUUGCCGAGGGCGCUAUCCGAGGAACCCUAACCCACGCCCGCAACAACACCGACGUCAACGUCGUCAAGGGUAAUGCCGAGCUUAACAUCCCCAAGAUCAGCUCAGGCAGCGAAGGCACCACGACCGUCCACCUUGGAAAUGGUCAUCUCAACGGUUCAUUCGCCAUUUACAACUCCACCGCCAUCGACGUGGCAAAGGGCUCCAUCUGGAUUGACGCAGACUUUAUGGACAACGAACACCGUGCCGACUUUUCCACCAAACUUGGCUCAGGCUACAAGCGUGUCUUUGUCAACUCUAUUGCCUCCGAACGACUGUUCUCUUCCAGCCACAACUCCGUUGCUGGUGAUCAACUGAUUACCUACCCUGCCAACUUUCAGGGUACCAUUGACGCCAGGGGCGUUGUUGGCAACGUCAAGCUCGCUGGUGAGGAUCUCGAUGUCGAGAAGGUCAUUGGUGGCUUGGUUGGCAAGCAGGGAGAUAGUGACAGGAACUACAUCACUGUCAAGGCUGUCAAGGGUGCCUUGGACAUCCUCGUCGGUGAUGAGGAUGAGGAGUAA